AUGGCUGACCCAGGGACCCCACACUCAGACCGUUCAUCUUCCAGCAUGUCCAAGCAGUCCAUUUCAGGGGAAGGUCACUCCAAGAGCAAACACACAUCCUCCACACCGGCCCCCAGUGACUUAUCUCUCGAAGUGCCAGAGAUUGCAGGUAUGAAAGAAAAAUAAAUAAGCCAAAAAACUGGAUUAGUAAAUGAAGCAGAUUCCUACACCAAACGGCUGAAAGAAACAUUUAAAAAGCACUUAGCGCUGAGUGGUAUAUCAAAGGAGUCAUGGACAGAUGAAAAUGAGCGAGCCUUGGAUAAAUUCAUCUCAGACCCUUCCAUCAGGCUUCUCAUUGUCUACCAUGACCCUUUCACCAGCCCACGCGUGGACUACGCCAUGCCAGCUCAGGUCGUGGAGCAGAUGUCCUACUUCAUUCGAGCAGAGGACAGUGUAAUCACAGAGGAAAGUUUUGAAAGCUCUGUGCAGUUUGGAUCCAUAAAAGGAGGGGCUAUAGAGGGUCUCCUCAGGUUCAUGAAUGGUAUUCAUGCCCCUCAGGUCACGCUCAGCACCACCUGGCCGGAGAGCACCAAAAACUUCUAUACUGAAAACUUGCACCGCUUCAUUACCAACAUUACAGACAGCAGAUUUAAAUUGCUGGGAAGCACAGUGCUGUACGUUCCUCUGGAGGCUCUGCAGCACCGCCCAGAGGAAGUCAUCCAGAACAAGAAUCUAGUACACAGGCUGGAAAUGGUGAUAAUCCACUGGACACGUCAAAUAAAGGAGGUAUUGAGUGCUCAGGAGAUUGGAGAGAUGGGGGACAGCUCGGGCCCUCUGGAGGAGAUCUCUUUCUGGAAGAGCCGCUUUGCCGAUCUAGCCAACAUCAGUCAGCAGUUGCAGAAACCAGGAGUCCGUCACAUGCUGAAAAUUUUGCAGCUCUGCUCGCCUUUCUACACUUCACAGUUCAGUGAACUAGCCAAGCACAUCCAGGAUUUUUCUUUGCAAGCCCAGUCGAACAUCUCCUUCCUGUCCCUGCUGAAAGAGCCAUGUGAGGAGCUCGCUCAGCUCAAACCUUGUGAGAUUGCACCCAAACUCCCUCACAUCAUCAAACUCAUUCGUGUGAUAUGGGUCAACUCCAGCUACUACAAUACCCGUGAAAGGAUCACUGCGCUGUUUGGCAAGAUGAGUAAUGAGAUCAUUCGUCUGUGCCGUAGAGAGAUCUCUCUGGACAGGAUUUUCCAGGGUUACGUGAUCUCCAGCAAACAGAUUCUGAAUGAGUGUAUCCAGUGCUGUCUGGCAUGGAAAGAGAUCUACCUGCACACCUCCCAGCUCCACCACAAGCAUUCUUCCCAAGGUUGGUUGCUCAGUGAGACCAGCAUAUUUGCUCUUGUGGAGGCCUUUGUGCAGAGAUGCAAAGAUCUGAUAGAGGUGUGUGAGUGCCAGCAGCAGUUUGCUCGCCGUGAGGAGGGCGAGCAGGCACAGUUGCCUUGCUUUGCUGGGCGUCAGGGGUUGGAGGUCACUCAGAACCUGUUGAACAUAGAGGCAACCUUUGAAAAGAACCUGCAGGUCCUGGGCUCUGUUAAGGACAUCCUGGACGUCAGAAACACAUCUUGGCAUGAUGGCUACACCAGAUUCCGCUCCGAAGUAAAAGAUCUGGAGGUGAUGAUGCAGAAUUUGAUCAGCUCGGCCUUUGAGACGGUGAAAAGCGUAGAAGAAGGAGUCCAGCUGCUCGACGUGUUUAAGCACCUGUCUGAACGAGAGGCCAUUAAGAGGACCAUUGACACGAAGAUGGUUGAUGUAUACAAUCUGUUUAAUGAUGAGCUGAGUCUGGUAAAUAAAGUGUUGUGCAGGAUAUCAUCUCUCACUCCUGCCGAAAUGCCUCAAUAUGCAGGACAGGCCCAUCUGGCUCGCGCACUCAACACGCAGAUAGAAAGACCCAUGGAGGUUCUCCAGAACGCGAAUUUCUUGCCUGAUGUCAGUGGUAAAGAGGGCGUGCACGUGGCUUACGCUCAGCUGUGUCGGAAUCUGGAUGAAAAGGUCAGGAGGAUUUUCACAGACUGGAGUCAGAGUCUGGAUAGACAGUGUCUCGGCGGCCUCAACCAACCACUCAUGAUCCGCUGUCAGGAGAAGACAGGCCUGCUGGAUGUCAACUUUAACAAGAACCUGUUAAAGAUGAUUAACGAGAUUCAUUACUGGGAUCGGCUGCAGUUUGAGAUCCCUCACUAUGUCACAGAGGUGCAUCAGCGCAGAGAGGAACUUCUUAACCUGAAAGAAAAUGUUCUGCUACUGGUCAAAGACUAUAACAGAAUCAUCACGGCCCUAAAUGCAGAAGAGAUGGGACUGUUUUCGGAGAGGAUCCGCUUCUUGAAUAAGAAAUUCCAGCCAGGCCUGACAAAACUGCACUGGUCUACAAAAGGAACUGCCAACGUCUUUAUUAAUGACUGCAGAGUGCAUGCCAACAAGGUGCAGUUAAUGGUAGAUGAGUAUAAAGUAGCUAACCUGGCAGUGUCCAAGUUCUGUGCGGAGAUCAGUGAUUUGCUUUUGGUUCGUGUGGAUGGCAAGAUUGUCUACGGAGACCUGGAAUUCCAGGAGGAUCAGAAGAAGCAUCAGCACAGCCAGCUGCUCCGGCUGCAGGCUGCUCACCAGGAAAUGGUCAACAUCCUGGCCAAAGUCUAUGUGACUUUCCAGACAGAUGGCACGGAGGUGCAACAGCACUGGGUGUCAUACAUUGAGAAGGUAGAUUGCAUGGUACAGGAGGCGUUUCGUACAAAUGUAAAGCGCUCUCUGCAGGACCUCUCUAAAGCCAUCAAUGGAGAUGGCAAGACUCCCCCAAACCCUUUAUUCAGAGUAGAAGUGGUGCUGAAACAACGCACACCUGGAUCUACUGCUCAGGUGGAUUUUUCUCCAUCUCUCCCAAAACUGGCCCAAAUGGUGAACAGCAUUAGCGCUCAGCUCAUCCACACCAUCUCUGGUUUCAAACGUCUGCCGGAACUUCUGACCAAUCAGAACUUGCAAAAGAAGCCCAUUCACAGGAUCAUCGAGCAAGAUGAAGAGAUCUGUAAAAUCCAGGCAGCCAUAGCUGCUGGUAUGGUGACCAAUGCAUCUCACCUGCAGGCCUACCUGAAGACCUGGGACAAACACAGAGAGAUUUGGGAAAUUGAGAAAGCCAGCUUUAUCCAACGUUACAAGCGGCUCAACCCUGCAGUGUCAGGGUUUGACGCAGACAUAGGAAGAUACACAGAAGUGGCAAAUAACGUCCAGAAGGAAGAGACGGUGUUAAGUUUGCAGUGUGUGUUGCUGGACUGUUCGCCAGUCAAAUUUUCUCUGUUGCAGCAUUGUAACGAGUGGCAGAGCAAGUUCACACAGCUGCUCAGCCUUAUGGCCACUGAAAAACUCAAAGAACUGCACAGCUUCCUGCAGGAGAACGCUCUCAGGAUAUCUCGGCCUCCUCAGACUCUGGCAGAGUUGGUAGAUAGUCUUACACUGUUGGAAACUCUGCAGGCAGAUCUGAGUAAGAUUGAAAAUCAAAUUUCUCCCAUCGAUGACCAGUUUGUCAUCCUUAAGAAGUAUGAGGUUACCAUCGACUCUGCUGUGUUGGAGUUGCUGGAGGCUCUCAAUGGAGAGUGGGUGUGGUUUCAGCAGGUCGUGAUUGACAGUGACAUCAUGUUGAAGAAACACAAAGAGAUGAUGAAGAGCGGUUUGAUCCUCUCCUCCGAGGAGUUUAAGAAGAAGACACAGGCAGCCCUAGAGAGCUUCAGCACCAUAGGUCCAUUUAGCAGUGGGGUGACCCCAGAUUCUGCACUGGAGCAGGUGUCUGCGUUGCGUGCCCAGUUGGAUGCUCUUAUAGAAGAGGAGGGAAGCAUAAACCACGGUCUCUCUAUCUUCAAGAUUGAACAGACAUCCUCCAAAGACAUCUUGACUCUAGAGAAGGAUCUGGAUUACCUGCAGCAGUUGUGGGUGAUCUCACAGCAGUGGGAGGCUAUGUGGAACGAAUGGAAGGGGGGUCAGUUGGCCACUCUACAGACCGAGGUCAUGGAGAACACCGCCCAGACCAUGUUCAAUAGACUCCACAAACUCAGCAGGGAGCUCAAGGACAAGCAGUGGCAGAUUGUGGACUUCUCUAAGAGCCGGAUCAAGCACUUUAAGAAAAUCGUCCCACUGAUCACAGACCUCAGGAAUCCAGCCAUGAGAGAGAGACACUGGGAUCAAAUAAGGCAAGAAGUGCAGCAACCAUUUGACCCGGACAGUGCAGACUUCACUCUUGAGAAGAUUGUGUCUUUGGGUCUGGACCACCAUGCUGAACGCAUCAAUGACAUAUCAGGAGCUGCCAGCAAAGAGCUCUCCAUAGAACAGGCACUGGAAGGCAUUGUGAAGACAUGGGAGGUAACGUCUCUGGACAUCAUAGCCUACAAAGACAAGGGUCACCACAGACUAAGGGGAACCGAGGAAGUGUUUCAAACUCUGGAGGAUAACCAGGUGACCCUCUCUGUAAUGAAAGCAUCCCGUUUUGUCAAAGCAUUUGAAAAGGAAGUCGACCACUGGGAACGCUGCCUGUCUCUGGUGCUGGAAGUCAUUGAAAUGAUCCUCACCGUACAAAGACAGUGGAUGUAUCUGGAGAACAUAUUUCAGGCCGAGGACAUACACAAGCAGUUGCCGCGUGAGACGGCCGAAUUUGAUGACGUCAACUCCAGUUGGAAGAACAUCAUGGACCGACUCAACAAGGACAAAAAUGCUUUGAAGGGAACACACCACCCAGGACUUUUAGAAAAGCUCUCAGACAUGAACACUAAGUUAGAGGAGAUUCAGAAGUCUCUUGACAUGUACCUUGAGACAAAAAGACAAGUCUUUCCCCGAUUCUACUUUUUGUCUAACGAUGACCUGCUGGAGAUUCUGGGCCAGACCCGCAACCCAGACGCAGUACAGCCACACCUGAAAAAGUGCUUUGACAACAUUAAAAGUCUCCGCAUUAACAAGAUUGGGAUCAACAACAACAAGUCGGAAGCAAGUGGGAUGUUUUCAGCUGAUGGGGAAUUUGUGGACUUCACUCAUCCUGUUCUUCUAGAGGGGCCAGUGGAGGCCUGGUUGUGUGAUGUUGAACGGACCAUGCGCUAUACUCUGAAGGACUGUCUGAAGAACUGUUGCUUGGCUCUCAAAAAGAGUGCUGGGAAAAGGGGCAAAUGGGUGCGCGACUGGCCAGGACAGAUGGUGAUCACAGCUAGUCAAAUCCAGUGGACUGCAGAUGUCACCCGAGCUCUCAUUACCUGCAAAGAGACAACAGAUAAAGCUGCCCUCAAGUCACUGAAAAAGAAACAGGUGUCCAUGCUCAAUCAGUACUCUGAAGCCAUCAGGGGGAGUUUAUCAAAGAUCCUGCGCUUGAAGAUCGUCGCCUUGGUCACCAUAGAAGUCCAUGCCCGUGAUGUCAUCAGCAAACUGGCCAAGGCUGGCUGCUGUGAUGUCAACGCCUUUGACUGGCUCUGCCAACUCCGACUGUACUGGGACAAGGAUGUGGAUGACUGCAUCAUCAAACAGACCAACACACACUUCCGCUAUGGCUAUGAGUACCUGGGAAAUUCUGGCCGCCUGGUCAUUACCCCUCUCACAGACAGGUGCUAUAUGACUCUAACCACAGCGCUGCAUCUACAUCGGGGUGGUUCUCCUAAAGGUCCCGCUGGCACUGGGAAGACAGAAACCGUGAAAGAUCUGGGCAAGGCUCUGGGCAUGUAUGUGAUAGUGGUCAACUGCUCAGAAGGCCUGGAUUUCAAAUCAAUGGGCCGCAUGUACUCCGGUCUCGCUCAGACAGGUGCAUGGGGUUGUUUCGACGAGUUUAACCGUAUAAACAUUGAGGUGCUAUCUGUGGUGGCCCAGCAGAUCCUAUCCAUCCUGUCUGCUCUUUCUGCAGGGCUCAAGAAAUUCAUCUUUGAAGGAAAGCAGAUCAGCUUAAUGUGGUCUUGUGGAAUCUUCAUCACCAUGAACCCAGGCUACGCUGGCCGCACGGAGUUGCCUGAUAAUCUGAAGUCUAUGUUUCGGCCGAUCUCUAUGGUAGUGCCAGAUUCCACCCUUAUAGCUGAAAUUACUCUCUUUGCAGAGGGUUUCAGUAACUGCAAGGUGUUGGCUAAAAAGGUCUUCACUCUGUAUUCUCUAGCAGUGCAGCAGUUGUCUAAACAGGAUCACUAUGACUUUGGCCUGAGAGCUCUCACCUCUCUGCUACGCUACGCUGGAAAGAAGCGCAGAGAUCGGCCAGACAUCGCAGAUGAGGAGAUAUUGCUGAUGUCUAUGAAAGACAUGAACAUCGCUAAGCUGGCCUCUGUCGAUCUGCCACUGUUUAAUGGGAUCAUACAGGAUCUUUUCCCUGCAGUGGAGACACCUACUAUUGACUAUGGAAAGCUGAAACAGGUUAUAGAGGCAGAACUUCGUCAAAAUGGUCUCCAGGUGACCCCCUUCACCGUGACGAAAGUAAUUCAACUGUACGAAACCAAAAAUUCAAGACACUCCACUAUGAUCGUGGGAAAGACGGGCAGCGGCAAGACAGUCACGUGGAGAACCCUUCAGAACGCCCUCAGCAACCUGCACCACAAAGGAGAACCGGGCUUCAACCUCAUACGUGAGUGUCCCCUAAACCCCAAGGCGGUCAGCCUGGGUGAGCUGUACGGAGAAUACAACCUUUCCACCAACGAGUGGACGGACGGUGUCCUCUCAUCCCUUAUGAGGGUGGCCUGCGCAGAUGGAAAGCCUGAUGAGAAGUGGAUUGUGUUUGACGGGCCAGUGGACACGCUGUGGAUCGAGAGCAUGAACUCCGUAAUGGACGACAACAAAGUCCUCACACUCAUCAAUGGAGAGCGAAUCUCCAUGCCUGAACAGGUGUCAUUAUUAUUCGAAGUGGAGGAUUUAGCUGUGGCGUCCCCUGCUACCGUGUCCCGCUGUGGUAUGGUUUACAACGACUACUCCGAUUUAAGCUGGAAGCCCUCUGUUCAGUCCUGGAUGGAUAAACGGCAGAAGAUUGAAAUGGAUCAUCUAAAGCAGCUUUUUGAGAGGUACAUGGAGAAGACCCUGACUUUUAAAAAGGCCCACUGUAAGGAGCUUGUGACCAUCACAGAACUGAACGGAGUGGCAUCGCUCUGUAGACUCUACGACUCACUGGCUACUCCAGAGAAUGGGGUAAACCCAGCGGACUCUGAACACUUUGGCCGUAUGGUGGAGCUCUGGUUCAUCUUUAGUCUCAUAUGGUCUGUGUGCGCUUCCGUAGAUGAGGAUGGACGCAAGAAGAUUGACACCUUCCUACGUGAACUAGAAGGAACAUUCCCUAAUAAGGACACCGUCUACGAGUACUAUGUGGACACCAAAAACAAAACAUGGGCGUCGUUUGAGGAAAAGCUGCCCAAGGGCUGGCGCUACACUUCCAAUGCUCCGUUCUAUAAGAUCGUGGUCCCCACAGUGGACACGGUGCGCUAUCAUUAUCUGGUCAAGGCUCUGGUGAAUGCUCAGCACCCUGUGCUGCUGACAGGUCCAGUGGGAACAGGAAAGACUUCAGUGGCCCAAAGUGUCCUGCAGAACCUGGACGCAGUCACUUGGGCUACGCUCACCAUCAACAUGUCCUCACAGACUAGUUCUAAUAACGUACAGGAGAUCAUCGAGUCUCGAGUAGAGAAGAGGAUUAAAGGUGUAUAUGUGCCGGUUGGUGGAAAGAGGAUGCUUGUAUUCCUGGAUGAUCUCAACAUGCCCGCUAUGGACGACUUUGGCUCCCAGCCUCCACUGGAGCUGCUCCGGCUCUGGAUUGAUUACGGAUUCUGGUACGACCGCCAGAAACAGAUCGUCAAAUCUAUUAAAGACAUUUUUCUCCUGGCCGCAAUGGGGCCCCCUGGUGGAGGGAGGACUCGCGUAUCUGGACGCCUGCAGAGCCGCUUUAAUCUCAUCAACAUGACAUUUCCAACAGAGUCUCAGAUCUCACGCAUCUAUGGCACCAUGAUCAGUCAGAAGCUGCAGGAGUUUGAUGAGGAGGUGAAGCCCAUUGGUGGGGUUUUGACCCAGGCCACUAUAGAUCUGUACCACACCAUCACUGCCCGUUUCUUACCCACACCCGCAAAGAUACACUAUCUUUUCAACCUCAGGGACAUCUCUAAGGUAUGCCAAGGUUUAUUACGAGCACACAGAGACUUCCACGACACCAAGCAGAGCAUCACACGCCUUUGGAUUCACGAGUGCUUCAGAGUCUUCUCUGACCGAUUGGUGGAUAAUGAAGAUAUGGAGACAUUUCUGGGACUUUUGUCAGAAAAACUGGCUUCACACUUUGAUGUUCCUUACCACACCAUCUGCCCCAACAAACAACCACCCAUUUUUGGGGACUUCCUGAGGGAGCCACAUGUGUAUGAGGACCUAAUGGACUUUAAGGCUCUCAAGGCGUAUAUGGAGAUUCAGCUGGAGGACUAUAACCUCACACCUGGUGUGGUUCCCAUGAACCUGGUGCUCUUUAGAGAUGCAAUAGAGCACGUAUCGCGGGUGGUACGUGUGAUCAGUCAGCUCAGAGGAAACAUGUUGCUGGUUGGCAUCGGAGGCUCAGGCAGGCAGAGUUUAACUAGGCUUGCUGCCUUCAUCUGCAAGUUUACAGUCUUCCAGGUGGAGGUCACCAAACAGUACCGCAAACAAGAGUUCAGAGAAGAUAUUAAAAAGCUCUAUCGAUUGACCGGAGUGGAAAACAAGCCAACUGUGUUCCUAUUUAAUGACACACAGAUCGUAGAUGAGUCCUUUCUUGAAGAUAUCAACAACAUCCUGAGCUCAGGAGAAGUGCCCAAUCUUUAUAAACCAGAUGAACUUGAUGAGAUCCAGAACGCUCUCUCAGACUCUGCCAGGAAGGACAAUAUCCUGGAGACUCCAGACGCCAUGUUUAACUACCUGAUUGAGCGAGUUCGAAACAACCUGCACAUUGUGCUGUGCAUGAGCCCUGUGGGAGAUACAUUCAGGAAUCGUAUUCGGCAGUACCCAGCACUGGUGAACUGCACCACUAUAGACUGGUUCUGCGAAUGGCCACGUGAUGCUCUGUUGGAAGUGGCAGAGAGAUGCUUGGAUGGCAUUUCUCUGGGGAACGAAGACAAGAUCCAGACUAACAUCGCAAGUAUCUUUGUGAUCGUGCAUCAAUCUGUGGCCCAGUUCUCUCAAAGGAUGAAAGUAGAACUGAAGAGACACAAUUACGUCACCCCCACCAACUACCUGGAGCUGGUAUCUGGAUACAAGAAGUUGUUGUCUGAGAAGCGCGCUGAGCUUGGAGAGCAGGUGUCUAAGCUGAGGAAUGGUUUGUUUAAGAUCGACGACACGCGUAGUAAGGUGGAGGCCAUGUCCGUAGAGCUGGAAGAUUCCAAGAAGAAAGUGGCCGAGUUCCAGAAACAGUGUGAGGAAUAUCUGGUUGUCAUUGUUCAGCAGAAGAGAGAGGCGGAUGAACAGCAGAAGGCGGUGGGCGCUCACAGUGAGAAAAUAGAAGCAGAGGAAAUCAAAUGUAAGGCCAUGGCAGAGAACGCUCAGCGAGACCUGGAUGAAGCUCUACCUGCUUUAGAGGAAGCAAUGAAGGCUCUGGAGUCUCUGAAUAAGAAAGACAUGACAGAGAUCAAGUCUUACGGCAGACCUCCAGCUCUGGUGGAAACUGUCAUGCAGGCUGUAAUGAUCCUCCGAGGAUGUGAACCAACCUGGGCAGAGGCCAAAAGACAACUGGGAGAGGGCAACUUCAUUAAGCAGUUGGUGAAUUUUGAUAAGGACAACAUCUCUGAUCGUAUGUUGAAGACCAUUGGACAGUACUGCACGCAGCCCGACUUCCAGCCCGAGAUCAUUGGACGGGUCUCGCUUGCUGCAAAGUCCCUCUGCAUGUGGGUCAGGGCCAUGGAGGUUUACGGUCGAAUCUACAGGGUGGUGGAGCCAAAGAGAGCCAGGUUGCAUACAGCAACGACGCAGCUGGCCGAUAAACAGGCCGCACUGGCUGAGGCUCAGGGCAAACUGAGAGAGGUCGGUGAGAAGCUGGAUCAUCUAAAGGGACAGUAUGAUGAAAAGCUGGCCCAGAAAGAGGAGCUACGCAGGAAAUCAGAGGAUAUGGAGCUCAAACUGGACAGAGCCGGAAAGCUGGUGUCUGGACUGGCAGGAGAGAGAGUCCGUUGGGAAGAGACAGUAGCUGGUCUGGAGAUGAACAUGUCCUGUCUGGUUGGAGACUGCCUGCUGGCUGCCGCCUUUCUGUCUUACAUGGGCCCUUUCCUGUCUAACUAUAGAGAUGAGCUGGUCACUGAUAUCUGGAUGAAACAGGUCCGACAAUUGGAGGUGCCGUGCUCUCCAGGGUUCAGUUUCGCAGCCUUCCUGUCUAAACCCACAGCAGUGCGUGAAUGGAACAUCCAAGGUCUCCCGUCAGACGCCUUCUCCACAGAGAACGGAGUCAUCGUCACCCGUGGCAACCGAUGGCCACUAAUGGUGGACCCUCAAGGACAAGCGCAAAAGUGGAUUAAGAACAUGGAGCUUAAAAGAGGGUUGAAGGUCAUCGACCUGCAGAUGCCUGAUUUUUUGCGCAUCCUGGAAAAUGCGGUGCAGUUUGGUUACCCAGUUCUCCUGCAGAACAUCCAAGAGGAACUGGAUCCAGCACUGGCCCCAAUUCUCAAUAAGUCCCUCACACGAGUUGGUGGACGGUUCUUGAUAAAACUAGGAGAUAAAGAGCUGGAAUACAGUCCUGAAUUCCGCUUCUACAUGACAACCAAACUGUCCAAUCCACAUUACACCCCUGAGAUCUCCUCUAAAACCACCAUUGUCAACUUUGCUGUUAAAGAACAGGGUCUGGAGGCCCAGCUGUUGGGGAUUGUGGUGAGAAAGGAGCGUCCUGAGCUAGAGGAGCAGAAGGACUCUCUAGUGAUCAACAUCGCCUCAGGCAGGAGGAAACUACAAGAGCUGGAGGACGAGAUCUUGCGGUUGCUGAACGAGGCAACCGGUUCUCUACUGGAUGACGUUCAGUUAGUGAACACCCUGCAGACCUCCAAAGUCACGGCCACCGAGGUCGCAGAACAACUGGAGAUCAGCGAACUGACCGAGAGCCAAAUCGAUACUGCAAGAGAGGCCUACCGCCCAUGUGCCCAGAGGGCGUCCAUCUUGUUCUUUGUGCUGAAUGAUUUGGGCUGUAUAGAUCCUAUGUAUCAGUUCUCUCUGGACGCCUACAUCACCCUGUUCAACCAGAGUAUAGAGAGCAGCCCCCGCAGCCACAAACUGGAGGAGAGGAUAAACAACCUUAACAGACAUCACACUUAUGCUGUCUACAGAUACACUUGUCGAGGACUGUUUGAGUGUCACAAGCUUCUGUUCAGUUUCCACAUGUGUGCCAAGAUCCUGGAGGCGACCGGCAAACUCAACAUGGACGAAUACAGCUUCUUUCUCCGCGGUGGACUGGUCUUGGAUAAGGAGGAACAGAUGGAUAACCCCUGCUCUAGCUGGCUGUCUGACUCUAACUGGGACAACAUAACAGAACUGGAUAAACUGACUAAUUUUCAUGGGCUCAUGACCUCGUUCGAGCAGUACCCUCGAGACUGGCAUCUCUGGUACACAAAUCCAGAACCAGAGAAAGCAGCAUUACCUGGAGAAUGGGAAAACAGCUGUAAUGAGAUGCAGAGGAUGCUGAUUGUACGCUCUCUCCGACAGGAUCGCAUUUCUUUCUGCGUCACAAGCUUCAUCAUCAAAAACCUAGGCUCUCAGUUCGUCGAACCGCCCAUCCUCGAUAUGAAGGCCGUUUUAGCAGACAGCACCACAAGGACUCCUCUGAUCUUUGUUUUGUCUCCUGGUGUUGACCCAACGGCAGCCCUGGUCCAGCUGGCAGAGACGUCAGGCAUGGGUCAACGCUUCUUUGCCCUCUCACUGGGUCAGGGCCAGGCGCCUAUUGCAACUCGUCUGAUCAAAGAGGGAGUCAAGAAUGGUCACUGGGUAUUCCUGGCUAACUGUCAUCUAUCUCUCUCUUGGAUGUGUGAGCUGGAUAAACUGGUGGAUGAGUUACAGGUCCAAGAAUCUCAUCCAGAUUUCCGUCUGUGGCUGAGCUCCUCCCCUCACCCAGAAUUCCCUAUUGCCAUCCUGCAGACGGGCAUCAAAAUCACCACAGAGCCACCCAGGGGGGUGAAGUGGAAUAUGAAGCGUCUCUAUCAGCUGGUGUCUGAGACUCAGUUCGCACGCUGCUCGAGGCCUCUGCUGUACCGUAAGCUGCUCUUCUCUCUUUGCUUCUUCCACAGUGUCAUACUUGAGAGGAGGAAGUUCCUACAGCUCGGCUGGAACAUCGUCUACAGCUUCAAUGACUCGGACUUUGAGGUGAGCGAAAGUCUUUUGAGUCUCUAUCUGAAUGAGUAUGAGGAAAUCCCUUGGGAUGCUCUAAAAUUCCUGAUCGCUGGGAUCAACUAUGGUGGUCAUGUGACUGACGACUGGGAUCGGCGUCUGCUUACCACCUACAUCAACCACUACUUCUGUCCUGCUGUUAUAGAUGCGCCAUUUUAUAAGCUGUCCUCACUUCCCUCUUACUAUGUUCCUCGUGAUGGACCUCAGUCCUCAUAUGUGGAGUGCAUUGGUCAGUUGCCGGCUCAGGAGCACCCAGAACUGUUUGGACAACACCCCAAUGCUGACAUCGCCAGCCAGAUCACAGAGACUCGAACCCUCUUUCAAACGCUGUUGUCUUUACAACCACAAGUCACAAGCACCGACUCCACCAACACUGCAAGCAGCAGGGAAAACAAGGUAUUGGAGCUCUCGGCUGAUGUGCUUCAAAAGAUUCCUGCUCAGAUAGAUUAUGAAGGUACCAGGAAGUUGCUGAAAAAUGACCUUUCACCUCUUAAUGUAGUAUUACUGCAAGAGAUCCAGAGAUACAACACUCUGCUACACACCAUCAGAUCAUCUCUUUUAGAGUUGGCGAAAGGCAUUAAAGGUCUGGUUGUUAUGUCCAGCAGUCUAGAGGAGAUAUUUCAAUGUAUCCAUGAUGCUCGUGUGCCACCUCUCUGGGAGAAGGCUUACCCAUCACUGAAGCCGUUGGCAUCUUGGACGCGGGACUUGUGCCAGCGCGUGGAUCAGUUCGCUCGUUGGGCAGAGACGGCUCACCCUCCUGUCCUCUUCUGGCUUUCUGGAUUCACUUUCCCCACGGGCUUCCUCACCGCGGUGUUACAGAGCUCGGCACGCCAGCACAAUGUAUCUGUAGACACGCUUUCCUGGGAGUUCACUGUCACCACAGUAGAUGACAACAAUCUGCUUAUCCCUCCCAAGGAUGGAGUGCUCAUCCAGGGGCUGUAUCUAGAGGGGGCAGGCUGGGAUAAGAAAGCCUCUUGUCUAGUGGAGGCAGAGCCCAUGCAGCUGGUCUGCCCUAUGCCCACCAUCCACUUCAAACCUGUGGAGAGCCGCAAGAGGGUCGCAAAGAAUAUGUACACCUGUCCCUGCUACUAUUACCCUGUGCGGUCUGGCGGAAGCGGCCGUCCAUCAUUUGUGGUGGCUGUCGAUCUGAAGUCGGGAGCUGUGCCGUAUGAUCACUGGAUUAAGAGAGGAACAGCUCUGCUCAUGAGUCUUGAUAACUAGACACAAAGUACACAUACAUACACCUUAAGGGUUGUUUUACUGCUUAUUAAAAGAAUUUCUAAUGUUACACAAUAAAACACUGGUUAGUUCUUUCACCAGUUAGAUUAAAUGUUAUUUAAAAAGAGAACACGAGCUGAAAAAAAAACACUGGGAUUUUUUACAUCUUAUAAACUUGAGCAACUGUGAAUAUAUUAAAAUGUUUUAAUGGAGAUGUUUAAUAAAGAACUAAAACAGCAUUUUCAUAUAAAUGUUCAUGUUCACAUGCAUCUGGUAUGACAGAUUUGUAGACAUAAA
Molecule: messenger RNA, 13818 nt
Organism: Paramisgurnus dabryanus
Lineage: Eukaryota; Metazoa; Chordata; Actinopteri; Cypriniformes; Cobitidae
Source: RefSeq, a predicted model, not a curated record